UUGAAAGUAAUACUGUCGAACUGCUAGUGUUUUUAAAGUGAACGGAGAUCGCGUUUUCUAUUUAAAUUGUAUAGAAACCUUAAUUUUUGCUGUGAAAUAAUAUUUACAGUAGUAUAACUUUAAUGUAUGUUAUACAAACAAUUUUUUUGUCCAGUUUCAUACAUUAAAACGAUGACAAAAUAUUGCAACAUAAAUAGCACAGUUUCGUGUUUAGCAGUUACUGGUUUUAUUAAAUAACAAACGCAAAUACCACGAGCAUAUGAUCCUAAUCAAUAUAUGCCGUAACAAACGAUGUCAUUAGUUUACGAUUCUUAUCGAUUGUAGCUAUGGUUAUGUGAUAAAAUUAUUGAGAUAGGGAGCGCGUGAUACGUAGUGUAUCAAAGUACAAAGGUCGGCAGAAAAAUGACUGUGAGAAGUAAGAUAUUAAAAAUUUUAAUCCUUGGAGCUCCGGCCUCUGGGAAAGGCACUAUCUCCUCACGAAUAGUGAAGAAAUACAAUGUGGAACACGUGUCUAGUGGUGAUAAGCUAAGAGACCACAUUGAGAAGCAAACAGACCUGGGCAAAGAAGUCAAGCUGUAUCUAAACGAAGGUAAACUCGUCCCUGACGAGGUUAUGAUAAAGUUUAUGACAACUGAGCUCAAGAAAGUGGAAGGUAAACCCUGGCUGUUGGACGGAUUUCCAAGAACAGUUGCUCAAGCCAAUGCUUUGUGGAAAAUUCAACCAGUUGAUGUAGUGUUAAACCUGGUAGUGCCUUUUGAAGUGAUUAUUGACCGAGUGAAGAACCGCUGGGUGCAUCUGCCUUCCGGAAGAGUCUAUAAUAUUGGCUUCAACACUCCUAAGGUGGAAGGUAAAGAUGACGAAACUGGUGAGCCCUUAGUUCAGCGUCCUGAUGACAAGCCUGAAGCUGUUCGCAAGCGUUUAGAAAUAUAUGACAGUCUGACAAGGCCCGUCAUAGAUUUUUAUAAAGCCAAAAAUAUCCUUAAAGAGUUUGAAGGCCGCACUUCGAAUGAGAUUUGGCCUAAAGUGACAGCUUAUCUAGAUCCUAUUUUUACUAAGUAGAGGGAGUCACAUGUAUGGCCCUAUUGAUAAUAGAAAGACAAUUUUUUUAUAUAGAAGUUGUAUGACAUAUGACUUGGUGCUUGAAUCAGUACAUUUAAAGGAAUCAGAACAAAUUGGUUAUGUAGUUAGUAGGAUUUUAUAGUCGUUUUAUUUUGUAGACAAUUUUUAGGUUUUGAAAGUUUGUUAUUUACAAUUAUUGAAAAUAAUAUUGCAGCUUAUGUGAUUACCAAUGAAGUAAUUUUUAAGUGGCCAUAAUUAUUUAUGUAAAUGAUAUUAUUUGAUAUUGUUGAUUAAAGAUAUUUCACAUUACAUGAAUAUCUAAGUAAAGUUACCAUGUUACUAAGCCAAAAAUUUUGAGCUAUUUGCAAUUUAGAAUUAGGGAUUGAGAUGAGAGUGUUGUGUGGUAGAAAUGAUGAUAUGUAGAAAGUACAAUUAAGUAUACAUAUGUUACUAAUUAAUAACUGUUCUUGCCUAAACAUGUACUUAUCUAGAGUAUGGAUUAUUAUACAGUGCCUUAAGCAGGCUAAAUAUAUACAUUGUUAAAAUAUCAACCAAAGCUAACUAAAGCUCAAAUUAUACCACACAAAAUUGUAGUUCUAAGUUAUUAUUUUGCUAUAGUAUUAUACACUUGUUUGAGUUUGUAAUUGAUUUAAUAUCAAAUAAACGUUAUAAUUUGUA
This is a messenger RNA of Trichoplusia ni (cabbage looper), 1737 nucleotides long. It is a transcript of the gene Ak3, whose product is annotated as GTP:AMP phosphotransferase AK3, mitochondrial. Gene Ontology annotation, cellular component: mitochondrion; cytoplasm. NCBI's taxonomy places the organism in Eukaryota, Metazoa, Arthropoda, Insecta, Lepidoptera, Noctuidae. Gene Ontology annotation, biological process: nucleobase-containing compound metabolic process. The coding region runs from base 403 to 1059 and encodes 218 amino acids. The transcript has a single exon. The record is from RefSeq and is a predicted model, not a curated record. Gene Ontology annotation, molecular function: AMP kinase activity; ATP binding.